UGAUAUUUCUGGUUUGGCCCCCAUCUUUGAUUCCCAAUCUUACUGUCAAUUACUAAUAAAUCCACCUUCAGUGUCUAUAGGGAAAGGGAAAGUAAGUAAAGGGAAACUAUUCAACCUCAUUGAGUUUAUAGAGAACAUUCAGGAUUACUGUUGCACUUAUAGCAACAUAGUAUACAAAAUGAAGUAACAAGUAAUAAGUCAAACUAGAGAAACAAAUUGGAUUAUACUGCACCCUCUUAGCCUCACUAGGGUAUAACAAGGUUUUAAUUUUAGCUGUUUCCUUGGACUUACGGCAAUAUCCCUUCCCUACCAUUCCUAUUUGUUCUUCUUUCUGCUGACUGCUCAAAAAGCUUGGUGAUAAAAUUUUGGUUCCAUUCACAUUAAUUUAAUGGUGGCGUGAUCUAAUUAAUAAUCCUUUUGCAAAACUCCUUUUUUAUUUUAUCUCUGUUGGGUAAUCAUUAUCAAUACUGUGCCUUUAUCCAGUUUUGUUCUUGUUCCAGUAUCUUUGGUGAAAUUUACUUUCUGUGAAAUCCAUUUAAGCCCUUUCAAGUUUUUAAGGAUUGAGUGUCCACAACUUUGGAAGAAGCUAUCAAAAAGAAAGGCAAAGGAACAGGCAACUAUUUAGAUGCCUGUAGGAACAAGGAAAACAGCACAAGCUGCAACAUCAGUUCAAAGAAGAUCAUCGACUUCACUCUCUACUCCAACCGAAAUACCCAACAAAACAAUGGAAAACAACAACUACCUGCUUGAGGAAAUGAGAAGACUUCAAGCCGAAACACAUAAAGAAAUUUGGAGUUCUAGAGAUGAACUGAAAAGCGAGAUUGUGGAACUCAAAGCCAGACUGGAUAAGAUUGACUUGGACAUAGUAACAAUUAAAGAUAAAGUGAAUAACUUGGAAAAGAGAACGGAGAAUCUAGAAAAGCAGAGAGAGGAUGUAAUCAAGGAAUCUAAGGAAGAACAGGAACAAGUGUUAAGGAUCCAACUUAAGCAAAGAGAAAAUUGCCUGAAACUACGUGGCCUCCCCGAAAAAGGGAAUGAGAAUCUUUACGUUGAACUAUCCCCGAUCUUGGCAAACUUCAUAGAGGAAUCAGAAGACCACUUUCCGUGGGAGCUAGAUCGUGUCUAUAGACUAAACUCCAAAAUUGCCAAAAUGAAGAAUCAGCCAAGGGACGUGGUGGUUUAUUUUGUCCGAAAACAGACAAGAGAUAUUGUGCUGCAACACAGCUAUAAGAAAAAAUUGGUGAUCAACGGUAAAGAAAUAUUGAUAUUGAAGGAUAUCCCCGGUAAGAUUUUGAAGAAAAGGAGAGAUUACUACUUGGUGUCAGACAAACUGAAAAAUCUUGGACUACCUUUCAAAUGGGACGAAAUUGAAGGUUUACAUGUGUUUUGGGAAGAAAAAAGAAUAAGAGUCAAUUCAUCGGUAAAAGCUGCAAAAUUAUUGGAAGACUUGCAAAGAGCACACGAAAAGAAGAAAUCAGUUGAUGAUACCAAAGGGGGGGGGGGACCCCACGUAACUUUUUUCUUUAAAUUGUAUAAACUUUUUAUCUGCAGUGUUCAUGCAAUCUAUUAACCAUUCCUAUCCCUCAUUCCUGUAUCAUUGAUUGUUUAGCUACUCAAGUUUGAAAAUUUUUAUAUUUCUUUGGAACCUCGCUCCGUAUAUCUAUAAGAAUCUUUCUUAUUAGACAUUUUUUAAUAAAUUCCAUUGGAUUAUAACUUAAUCUUAUAAUGUAAAAAUCUUCUACUAUCAAUUUAUAAAUUGAAUAAAGGUUCUGAU
This is a messenger RNA of Sceloporus undulatus (fence lizard), 1774 nucleotides long. RefSeq lists its product as uncharacterized. The coding region runs from base 626 to 1570 and encodes 314 amino acids. NCBI's taxonomy places the organism in Eukaryota, Metazoa, Chordata, Lepidosauria, Squamata, Phrynosomatidae. The transcript is spliced from 2 exons. The record is from RefSeq and is a predicted model, not a curated record.